Messenger RNA from Alexandromys fortis (reed vole), 2439 nucleotides. Its product is annotated as myeloblastin-like. Gene Ontology annotation, molecular function: serine-type endopeptidase activity. Gene Ontology annotation, biological process: proteolysis. NCBI's taxonomy places the organism in Eukaryota, Metazoa, Chordata, Mammalia, Rodentia, Cricetidae. The record is from RefSeq and is a predicted model, not a curated record.
AUGGUGACGGCUACAAAGCCGCCCGGGGAAACUGAGGCUGAAGCGGAAGGGGGGGUACUUGGGGAAGGAGGAUGCAGGAGCGCAGACCGCUCGCUCACCUGGGAGGGCGGAGUCCGCCGCAGAGCGCGGACACAAAGCCCGGGCCCCCGCGUGGGAGGGACGCGAGGCCGGGAGCGGUGCGCCGGGCGCGGGCUCUUUGUCUGUGGACUCUGCAGCCGCUCGGGCCCCGCCCCGGCCCCGCCCCCAGUUAGGGCGCCUCCGCCUCCGGCCCUGCGGGUCUCAGGGUCUCCGGCCCCGCGGGGGAUCGCAAUCCGGGUCCCUUCUCUGCCCCUGGAACGCGCCCUCCGUGCGCCUUGCGCGCGCACGAUCAGUCUCAGGGACCUAGGGGCGGGCGGCGGAGUGCGGGGAAGGCGAGGUCCUGCGGCCCCAAAUCAUCUCCCUGCGUCUCACAGUCGCCGAGUCCUCGGGUCCCCACGUCUUCCGUGCCCGCUGCUCGCUGGAGUCGGUUGCCAUGGUGCAGUCCAGGCCUCCCAGAUAGUGGGUGGACAUGAGGCUCAGCCCCAUUCUCGGCCUUAUAUGGCCUCCCUGCAGCUGAGCAGGUCCCCUGGGAGCCACUUCUGUGGUGGCACGCUGAUCCACCCGCGGUACGUGCUGACGGCUGCCCACUGCCUGCAGGACAUCCCCUGGCAGCUGGUGACAGUGGUGCUGGGUGCCCAUGAUCUGCAAAGCCAGGAGCCUGAGCAGCAGAAAUUCACCAUCGUUCAGGUCUUCCAGAACAACUACAACCCUGAGGAGAACCUCAAUGACAUACUGCUCAUUCAGCUAGCUGAACCGGCCAGCCUCGUGGGCGAGAAGGUGGCGCUGGCCUCGCUGCCCCAGCAGGGCCAGUCGCUGGCCCAGGGCACCCAGUGCCUGGCCAUGGGCUGGGGCCGCCUGGGCACCCGCGCGCCCACGCCACGCGUGCUGCAGGAGCUGAACGUCACGGUGGUCACCUUCCUGUGCCGGGAACACAACGUGUGCACGCUGGUGCCACGGCGGGCAGCUGGCAUUUGCUUCGGAGACUCGGGCGGCCCCUUGAUCUGUGAUGGCUUUCUCCACGGAGUCGACUCCUUCGUGAUCCGGGAAUGCGCUUCUCAGUUCCCCGACUUCUUCGCCCGGGUGUCCAUGUACGUGGAUUGGAUCCACACGGUGCUCCGGGGCGCUGAGCCUUGAGCUACCCUUCUGCACUCCAGUCUGUCUGGAGCAGGGUGGUCCUUCCAGGCUUUUCCUCCAGCUGGAUUCAGCUCCGCACCCCCUGGAGUGGAGCCAGCUCUGUCCCCCAGUCCAUGUGACCUUAGUAAAUCUGAGAAGUAUUUAAAAGCUGUCUUCUGUCUGUCUUACUUCAUGUGGACCUGGGAUGUGGCCAGAGCCUCGGUGUCAGGAGGCCGGGAAUUUACCACAGGGGUGGAGGGGAAGCCAGGCUCACUCCGAAACCGCAGCGGUUGGAUUCAGCACCCCCUUUGCUUCUCAUCUCCGUGUCUCAAUUACCCUAACUAGAACCGGGACACACCCAGACGUGGAUGUGGGGCUGGUGGGGUUUGGUGAGGUGUCCCCCAGCUCCGGACUCCUUGAAGCCCGGGCUCUUUUCACACCACAGUGGGUAGGGGCUGGGCUUCUCGGGGCCUCACGGUUGUGAUCCUGUCAAAGCAGAUAGGAGGCCUUCCUGGUGGAGGAGGCAAGGUGGACGGCAGUGGGAAAGCCGGGAGCAGGGGCCGGGACCCAAGGGACGGGCACAGCGAGGCCAGAAGAGCAAGGGGCAGCCGUAGAAGCCUCGGGUUUUCCCCAGCGGCAGGGAAAUGAGCUGGGGCCAGCACAGGGAGGAGGGAAAGAGGUCCCAAGCCGGCCCUGGAAGGGUGAGAGAGGGACGGUCUCCACAGGGUCUUAGGAAGUGGGAGUGGGCUGCUCUCUGACUUUUCUUGGUGCCGCCAUUUGGUGGCGCUGUUCCGGGGCCACAGGCUUAUUCCUUCUCUAACAUUGCUUUGGCUUUGGGAGAGUCUCAUGAAAACCAGGCUAGCUUCUAACUCCCUACAAAGCCGAAGACCCUCCUGCCUCCACCUCCCAAGUGCUGGGAUGACAGGUGUGAGCAGCCACUCCGGGGCUUGGUGCGCUCCAGGAGGGCAACUGCCCACUGAACCCCAGCCUCUUUUCAAUCCUCCAACUCCUGGGGAUGGGUCCCCAGUGUGUCACGCUGUGUGCAGACUGUUUCUUAUGGAGACACUGGGGAUCUGGGGACACUAAAUGGAGUCAGAGAAGAGCCUGAGCUCAGAGGGGUUACCUCAGGGCCUGGAAUUCCACAGCAGAGGAAUAUGAACCCGAAUGCAGACCUAACCUCCGCAGCAUGGAUGAGCACAGCAUACAGGUGGUGCUCAAUCUCAAUAAGUGUAGCUGCGGUGAGACCUG